Molecule: messenger RNA, 1946 nt
Organism: Plectropomus leopardus (leopard coralgrouper)
Lineage: Eukaryota; Metazoa; Chordata; Actinopteri; Perciformes; Serranidae
Gene: uckl1a
Product: uridine-cytidine kinase 1-like 1a
Molecular function (GO): ATP binding; kinase activity
Source: RefSeq, a predicted model, not a curated record
GUCAGAGAGCAGCUGUGUGGGAGCACGUGAAGAUGAACUACACUACCCAUAAUCCCACAGCACGGAUAAGAAGAAUCCUGCCAUGGCUUUAACCAUCCGACGCCGGCUCCGAGGUCGCAGGAUCCCCAUGGAGACGGAGUGCGGGAGAACAAUGUCGUCCCGCUCGGACAGUGGGAGCGGGGAGGACUCGUUGGACCGGCUCCUGCCCCCCACCGGGGCCCCUCGCAGGAAAAGCACUACCUCACUGAGUAAAACUGAGCCUCCUCUGCUCCGCACGGGCACACGCACCAUCUACACCGCCGGCCGCCCUCCCUGGUAUGACGAGCACGGAGCGCAGUCAAAAGAGGCCUUUGUCAUCGGGUUGUGUGGGGGCAGCGCCUCAGGGAAGACCACCGUGGCCAAUAAGAUCAUCGAGGCUCUGGAUGUGCCGUGGGUUGUGCUGUUGUCUAUGGAUUCUUUCUACAAGGUUUUAUCCCCAGAGGAGCAGACUUUGGCGGCAAAUAACGACUACAACUUUGAUCACCCGGGGGCGUUUGACUUCGAGCUGCUGGUCGCCACCCUGCGAAAGCUGAAGCAGGGCAAGAGCGUGAAGAUCCCGGUGUACGAUUUCACCACACACAGACGGCAGAAAGACUGGAAAAAUGUGUACGGCGCCAGUGUAAUCAUAUUUGAAGGCAUUAUGUCGUUUGCGGACAAAGAGCUUCUUCAGCUCCUGGAUAUGAAAAUCUUUGUGGACACAGACUCAGACAUUCGGCUGGUCCGCCGGCUGCGCAGGGACAUCACAGAGCGCGGACGAGACAUUGAAGGCGUCAUCAAGCAAUACAACAAGUUUGUGAAGCCGGCCUUUGAGCAGUACAUCGAGCCGACCAUGAGGCUGGCUGAUAUCGUUGUGCCGAGAGGUGGUGGGAAUAUGGUGGCCAUUGAUCUGAUAGUGCAGCACGUUCACAGCCAGCUGGAGGAGCGUGAGCUCAGUGUCAGGGCGCUCCUGGCCUCCGCGCAGCAGACUCAGCCGCUGCCUCAGACGCUCAGCGUGCUGGAGAGCACGCCGCAGGUCAAAUGCCUGCACACCAUCAUCAGGAAUAAAGAAACCAGUCGAGACGAGUUUAUCUUCUACUCAAAGAGAUUAAUGCGGCUUCUCAUAGAACAUGCACUGACGUUUCUGCCAUCUCAGCCGUGUGUAGUUCAGACUCCUCAGGGUCACGAGUACGAGGGCCGCAGGUACAACGGCAAAGGGAUCACCGGUGUGUCGGUCCUGCGGGCGGGAGAGACCAUGGAGCCCGCCCUGAGGGCCGUGUGCAAGGACGUCCGCAUCGGCAAGAUCCUCAUCCAGACCAACCUCGACUCAGGAGAACCAGAGCUGCAUUACCUGCGUCUGCCCAAAGACAUCAGCGAAGAUCAUGUCAUCCUAAUGGACAGCACGGUCUCCACCGGCGCCGCUGCCAUGAUGGCAGUACGAGUGCUGUUGGAUCACGAGGUGCAGGAGGAAAAAAUCGUGUUGGUGUCGCUGUUGAUGGCGGAGCUCGGGGUGCACUCUGUGGCCUACGCCUUCCCGAAGGUCAAAAUCAUCACCACCGCUGUGGACAAGAGUCUGGACGAUUUGUUGCAUGUAAUUCCGGGUAUCGGGGACUUUGGGGACCGGUACUUUGGGACAGACGGGUCCGACAGCUGGAGUGACGAGGACCAGGAUCAGCCGUCGUACUGACACACACAUCUGUGAGCCACUGUGAAAGAAAAUACAAACACUACUUGAAAACUUCCAUUAUUGUGCACCCUUCUCUUUAGGCAUAAACCAGCAAAAAAACACUUUUUGUGUACUUUACGGGAACUUUUGUACUCUUAUACAGCAGAGUCUCUGUCAUCACGGUGUAUGCAGGAGGGAGAUUUUGUUGUAUUUAAAACUGAGUGUUCAUGUUUUUUUAAAGAGGGGUCACAGAACUAAAACAGUG